AUUGUUUAAAUUAGCCCGUAUAGAUUGAAAAUCGCGGUAUUUGCAAGCCAGUGUAUAUUUGACAGCGAAUGACGCACGAUGCAUUGUAAGAUUGGAAGUUGGCCCAUUGUUUUCAUUAUAUGCUGUGUAAUAUUAAUAGCGGCGAUCAAGUGUGUGCUAACCACACCGUACGACGUACUACUAAUGGACGGAAUUGUCGAUAUCGAUUCAGUCGACUCCAAUUUCCUACCAAUUCAAAAUGCUUUCGAGGGGUCGGCGCACUCGCCCAACGACUUAGACUUGAAUCGAGUUGGGUUCUGUCUCGUAAACUGCCAGAGCUCGGCCAUAUCGAUGUCCUUCAAUCGGCCGUCUGGGCAUGUCGGCUUCGGUUUGCUAACAUGUUCAAUUAGGAAUAGCUUAAUUGCUCUUCCGCCAAAUCAAUUCUGUGACUUGCUCGCAACUGUGAAAGCGGCCACCCAGCGCAGCCAUGCCUGGCUCCUAAACGUCUGCAGCAAGUGAAGCGCCGAUUGUUCCAAUUGCCAGCCUUGGUCUAGACCGCGGCAGCAAACCCAUAUCAUAAGCUACCAAACGUGUCAGUUUUGGCAAUAUU
Molecule: messenger RNA, 589 nt
Organism: Lasiosphaeria miniovina
Lineage: Eukaryota; Fungi; Ascomycota; Sordariomycetes; Sordariales; Lasiosphaeriaceae
Exons: 1
Coding region: 79-498 (139 amino acids)
Source: RefSeq, a predicted model, not a curated record